This is a messenger RNA of Nicotiana tabacum (common tobacco), 5595 nucleotides long. The record is from RefSeq and is a predicted model, not a curated record. NCBI's taxonomy places the organism in Eukaryota, Viridiplantae, Streptophyta, Magnoliopsida, Solanales, Solanaceae.
AAUGCUGAUCAUUUUUAUCCCCGAUACUGUUGCUUACCCCUUUCUCUCUCAAUUCUUCCCUUAUUUUUCUUUUUUCUUUUUGGGUCUUUAAAUGAUCUUUGCAUAUCUCCAUCUGAUUUCUGCUUCAGCAGUCAAAGAUUAUACUUUUCUAUAUGUUUUACAGAAGAAAAGUUUGAUUCGAGUAUUGUUGUUUCUUUCGUAUUUCUUAUAAUAGGUUUAAAAUACUCAAAUUAAAAAUAAUUGUUUUGAAUGUUGAAGGAAGAUCGGGCAUUAUUAACAGAUGAGAUAAUUUUGUAGUUGCUUCUAUUGAAUAAAUUUCAGGAGAAGACUCUAACAUGAUAAUGAAUUUAUUUGAGAUUUUGAGGGGGGUUUCAGUUAAGGUGCAUCUCAUACCUCGAAAGACCAAAUGCAAUAUUAUUAUUUUCUUAGAUAGAGGCUUAGGUCAAUACAUUACAUUACAUUUGUCUUCUUCUCUUAAAACUUUUAGAAGUCGUGAAUGGUGCUUUUACUCUCAUGAGUUCAAAAAAGAUAACACAUCUUAUGAACUGCAAAAAUAUUACAUUGGAUGUUUGGCUUUGUUUGAGUGAAAUAGGGGAAGAAAGUGAAAACAUUAACACGUUACAGAGCAAAGUGAGUAAAAAGUGUUUCUAUAGAUUCUUGAUUUUUUUACUUUCCUUCUUUCAAUUAUUACAUUCUGAGCACUCUUUUUGUUUAUGUCUCGAAUUUUUCUUCUUUUAGAAGGGCAUAGAGGUCCCAAUUCCUUGCUUAGCUCAUUAUCCGACUCAAUUACUCACUCAACUAUCCCAAAUUAUUUCUUGAAGUCUAUAGAAGAGAGUAGUGUCACAUGACAGUCACGUGACUGAGUAGUUAGCUGUAACUAAUUAUUGGAUUGGCGGUUAUGUAGUUAGUGGAGAAGUAAGUUUGAUUAGUGUAUCAGUGUAUAUAAAUAGUGGAUAGCAUUGUAUUGAUUGAAUACAAUCAAUGAGAAGAGCUCAGUUCAUUUGCUCUCUAUGAAAUUCUCUUUCUAGAAUUUUCUCCUUCAUCAGUUCUUCAUCAUAGAUCGAGCUAAUUCUCGAUCUUCAUCAUGGUAUUAGAGCACGAGAGCUAGAUGCAUGCUCACUGUGAUUGAUUCUCUCAGUUUUACAGAUCAAUUCUAAGGUUGUUGAUUGCCCGAACUUUCAUCGAUCAGUUGACCUAAAAUUCUUUUUUCUUCUGAUUUGCAACUGGUGAAUCUGCAAUUUGUUGAAUCAAAGAUUAAUUCAGCUGAACUUGUCAACCAUGGCGAUUGAAGAAGAUAACUCUAUUGCUAUUGGAACGAGUGCUGGAGUAAUCAUAGAUCAUCAUCAUCCUCUGUAUUUACAGCCUUGUGACACUCCAUGUAGUUCUUUGAUCUCUAUUCAAUUGACUGGAUCUGAAAAUUAUGCGUUGUGGAGCAUAUCUAUGAAAAUAGGUCUAAUUGGUAAAAGUAAGCUAGGAUUUGUUGACAGUCGUUGCACUAAAGAUAAAUUUGGUCGAUCCUUACAUGAGCUUUGGGAGAAAUGCAAUGCGAUAGUCCUAUCGUGGAUCAUGAAUGCAGUAAGUAGUGACCUACUUAGUGGAAUUGUGUAUAAAUCUAGUGCUCACAAAGUUUGGACUGAUUUGAAGGAUAAAUUUGAUAAGGUAGAUGGAUCUCGUAUUUUCUAUUUGCACAAGGAGAUUGCUACUCGAUCGCAGGGGAUCUCCUUAGUGUCUGCUUAUUUUUCAAACUAACAGAUCUCUGGGAAGAAUAUGAUGCAUUAAUGCCUUGCCCUGGGUGAGACUGCCCAGAAUCCAAAAGCUAUUCUGAGCAUUUUGAGUAUCAAAGGCUUUUACAGUUUCUAAUGGGGUUAAAUGAAACAUAUAGUCAACAUAGGAGUCAGAUUUUGAUGAUGAGCCCAGUUCCUUCAGUAAACAAGGCCUACUCCAUGGUAGUUUCUGAAGAAAGCCAAAGAGCCUUGGGAAAAUUUUCUCAGUCUGUAGCCUAGGAGAUGGUACAACAUUAUUCACAAACAGAGGAACAAAUUCAGAAAAUAAUUAUAAGUCUAGGAGAGGAAAUCUAUUCUGUGACUAUUGUAAUUUCAAAGGGUAUACAAGAGAAAAUUGCUACAAGUUGCAUUGAUAUCCAACUGAUUUUAAAGCAAGAAAGAGAGCAACAGGUUUUCCUCAAAAACAUAUGGCUAAUGCAACAACACAUGAAGGGCAGCAGACAAUAACAAAGCAGUUUACUACUGCAACUUCACAGGAGGGACAACAAGCAAUGAAUGCAUCUACUGCAAGUCCAGCACAGGGAAUGCCAAUUACAUUUACACAGGAACAAUAUGAUCAAAUAUUGAAGCUGAUCAACAAGGUCACAUGUGAAAAUUCAGGUUUUGUAGGUACAACUAAGGCCUUUAUUACCAAUGAAAAUAUUAACAAUGAAAAGUGGAUAGUGGAUCUGGUACGACCAAUCAUAUGGUUCACACUAAAGAGCUACUUGACAAAAUAAAUAAUGAGAUUCUAGGCAAUGCACCAAAGGUAUAUUUACCUGAUGGAACUUCUCUUGAUGUUGAGUGCACUGGAGAAAGUAAAAUUGGACCUUUACAGUGGGAAGGUGAAGGGGAUUGGUAAGGAGUUGGGAGGUUUGUACAAGUUGCAGCAUCAGAAACUGAAAGCUAAAGCUGCAAAUGUGCAAAUUCAAGAUCAUUCUGUACAGGAGGAAGAUUUGAGAAUAUGGCAUGGAAGGCUUGGACAUGCCCUAGACAGAGUUGUGAAGCAGAUUCCAAACAUGAAGUUAAACCCGCUAGAGAUGGAAUAAAGGAAUGUACAAUUUGUCCUUUGGCUGGACAAGGGAGAUUGCCUUUCCCUAAGAGUAUAAGUAGAUCAGAUAAACUUUUUCAAAUGAUUCAUGUAGAUGUUUGGGUCCCAUAUAGAAUACAAACUCAUAGUGGACAUAGAUUCUUCCUUACUAUAGUAGAUGACUGCAGUAGAAUGACCUGGAUUUACUUACUGAGGCUUAAAAGUGAUGUGGUUGUAUGCUUGAAACAGUUUUUAGCAUUAAUAAAUACUCAGUUUGAUGUGACUGUGAAAGUAUUAAGGAGUGAUAAUGGAUCUGAGUUCUUUAAUUCUGAAUGCAACAAUCUAUUUCAGUCUUACGGAAUCCUUCAUCAAAGUUCUUGUGUUCACACUCCACAACAAAAUGGAGUAGUGGAGAGGAAACAUAGACAUAUAUUGGAAGUGGCUAGAGCCAUUAGUCUACAAGGUUUUUUGCCUCUGAAGUUCUGGGGGAAUGUGUACAAGCUGCUGUCUAUAUGAAUGGGUUGCCUUUAUCAGUGUUAUCAGGCAAAUCAUCUUUUGAGAUAGUGUAUGGCAGAGUGCUAUCUUUACAACAUAUGAGGACCAUUGGUUGUCUGUGUUUUGCUAAGUCGGUAGGGGAAGGAGACAAGUUUGCAGGUAGAUCAAUUGGAGCUGUCCUAAUGGGGUACUCAUCAUCCUAGAAGGGGUACAAACUGUAUAAUAUCUUAACCAAUUCUUUUUUUGUAAGCAGGGAUGUCAAGUUUAUGGAGCAUGUUUUUCCCUUCCAAUUGCUCAACGAAGGAAAAUUGCAGUUAUUUCCCAAUGGUGUACUGGAUUUUCUAUUCACUAAUGAUGCAGGUUCACUUCAGGGUGCAAAUGGUCCAGACCAAGCUACAUAACCGGAUGACACUUUAAUCCAAGCAGAUGCAGAUAAUCAUGGUGAAGAAAUGCAAAUUCCAUCACCAGACUCUUUGUCUCUUGAAGACAUACAGCAUCAGCAACACAUUUCUUUAGAACAAGAGACAUCUAACCAUAAUGAGCACCAGUUGAGAAAUUCAACCAGAACUGCUAAGGAACCUUUGUGGAUGCAAGACUAUUUUGCAAUAGUUCCCUAACGAAGUCAGAAGGCAAGCAAGUUUGCAGAUAUCCAAUGCAGGACUACUUGACACAUACCAGGUUAUCUAGUAAGUUUCAUGCCUAUAUGUCCAAAAUCACCAGUACAAGAGAGCAUAUGAAUUAUGAAGAAGCUGCAUCAGACUCCAAAUGGAUGGAGGCCAUGAAUCAAGAACUGAAGGCACUCAAGGAUAAUAGAACGUGGAGCUUGGUUGACCUACUAGCAGGGAAGACACCUAUUGGAUGCAAGUGGGUGUUCAAGAUAAAAUACAAAGCCAAUGGGGAGGUUGAAAGAUACAAGGCACGACUAGUUGCUAAAGGAUAUAAUCAAAUAGCAGGUCUAGACUAUCAGAAAACAUUUUCCCCUGUAGUCAAGGUGGUGACAGUAAGAGUAGUCAUAACUUUAGCUGCUGCUAACAGAUGGAAUCUAUAUCAGAUGGAUGUGUAUAAUGCCUUUUUACAAGGCGACCUCACUGAAGAAGUCUAUAUGUGUUUGCCACAGGGAUUUCCCAGCCAGGUGGAGAAAGUAUGUAGGCUGCAUAAAUCCCUAUAUGGCCUAAAGCAGGCCUCAAGACAGUGGAAUCUAAAACUGACUGAGGCACUGAUCAACUCAGGUUUUGUGCAGUCACUUUGAUUAUUCCCUAUUCACAAAGAAGCAAGGGACAAAGCUAGUAAUUGUACUGUGUAUGUAGAUGAUCUCCUGAUUACUAUGAAUGAUCAAGGGUUAAUCUCUGAGGCCAAGAGUAUGUUGCAAAGUAAUUUCAAGAUCAAGGAUCUAGGGGAAUUGAAGUUCUUCCUUGGAAUAGAGAUAGCAAGAUCCAAGAAGGGAAUAUUAAUGAAUCAAAGGAAAUUUGUUGUAGAACUUAUCACUGAUCUUGGACUGUCAGGGUCAAAACCAGUAACUACAACAAUGGAGUGUAAUCAAAGGUUCACAACUGUAGAAUAUGAUCAAUGUGUGAACUCUAAAGAAGAUGAGAAGUUGGGAGAUCCAGGUCCUUAUCAGAGGUUAGUAGAAAAGUUGUUGUACCUCACCAUGACUCGACCAGACAUAUGCUAUGUAGUUCAUGUACUGAGCCAAUUCAUGAAUUGUCCAAAUAAGUCUCAUAUAGAAGCAUCUAUAAGGGUUGUCAAGUACAUCAAAGGAGCUCCAGGUUUGGGCUUGUUAAUGAGCUCAGAACAGUCUGCUAAGUUGACAGCAUUUUGUGAUGCAGAUUGGGCAUCAUGUCCAAUCUCCAGGAGAUCUGUAACAGGCUAUGUGAUGAAAUUGGGAAGUUCAUUAGUGUCAUGGAAGUCCAAGAAGCAAUGUACAGUAUCAAGGAGUUCAGCAGAGGCAGAAUAUAGGAGCAUGGCAGCAGGAGUUGCAGAAAUUUCAUGGUUGACAGGACUUUGUAAAGAACUAGGAGCAGAAGUUGAGCUACCAGUUGAGCUGCACUGUGACAGUAAAGCAACAAUUUAAAUUGCUGCGAAUCCCAUAUUUCACAAUCAUACAAAGCACAUAGAGAUAGACUUGCACUUCAUAAAAGAGAAAAUACAACAAGGAAUUGUCAAUACUUUAAGAAAAUACAACAAGGAAUUGUCAAGACAAAGUACGUAAUGUCAAAGGAUCAAGAGGCAUACUUAUUCACAAAGGCACUAGGAAGAUCACAGUUAGGAGUGCUCAAUCUAUUUGCACCACCUAGCUUGGGGGGGGGG